This is a messenger RNA of Carassius carassius (crucian carp), 771 nucleotides long. Its product is annotated as receptor expression-enhancing protein 5. Bases 116 to 685 code for a protein of 189 amino acids. The transcript has 5 exons. Lineage: Eukaryota; Metazoa; Chordata; Actinopteri; Cypriniformes; Cyprinidae. The record is from RefSeq and is a predicted model, not a curated record.
CCCGUGACGUCACACCCUCAGUCACUCACUGAGCUGGUGAGAGUUGCGGACUUCAGCUGCUGUUUAUGAACUUUAUUUCAUAUCGUAAUAAAUCCAUCCUCGGAACAGACGAACCAUGGCGCAAGGGCUCAAAGAGCGCUUCGAGAAGUUCCUUCACGAGAAGAAUCUUCUGACUGACGUGUUGGCGAAGAUCGAGGCGCGGACCGGAGUGAACCGAUCCUACAUCGCAUACGUUGUCCUCGCGCUGCUCGCAGUCUAUCUGGUGAUCGGAUACGGCGCGUCUCUGCUCUGUAAUCUCAUCGGAUUCGUCUAUCCUGCCUACAUAUCAAUCAAAGCCAUUGAGAGCGCAACCAAAGAGGACGACACCAAAUGGCUGACCUACUGGGUGGUUUACGGCGUGUUCAGUGUCGCCGAGUUCUUUGCUGACAUUUUCUUCUCCUGGUUCCCUUUCUACUUCUUGGGAAAGUGUGUUUUCUUGGUUUGGUGCAUGGCUCCCACUUCAUCAAACGGCUCUGUUCUGAUCUACACAAGAAUCAUCCGGCCCUUCUUCUUAAAGAAUGAAGCCAGGAUCGACAAUGUGAUGAAAGACAUCAAAGAUAAAGCAUCAGAGGCGGCAGACAAGUUUAAAGAUGAAGCCAAGAAAGCCACUGCCAACAUUAUAUUUGAGGAGAAAAAGACCUACUAAAACCUACAGCCAUUUCAGCUUCUUUCUGUCCUACAGGAUGACACUCGCCUGAAUAAAUGUUGCCUUUAUAUGCUCGUUUUCUUAAA